Molecule: messenger RNA, 2568 nt
Organism: Conger conger (European conger)
Lineage: Eukaryota; Metazoa; Chordata; Actinopteri; Anguilliformes; Congridae
Product: fatty acyl-CoA hydrolase precursor, medium chain-like
Exons: 13
Coding region: 6-1754 (582 amino acids)
Source: RefSeq, a predicted model, not a curated record
UCUCCAUGAACAUGGGAUUAUCUCCCCACCUGGUAACACAGGUGUUGUUGAUAAAGCGGAACUGGGACGCUCGCCCCACACUAUCCGGCAACGCAGUUGAAACGAGCACAAUGCACCUCCACGCAAAGUGCACUUUUGCCAUAACAAUUGGCUUGUUGUUUUUUCACAGUUCUUUCGCGGAUCCCAAAGGUCCUCUGGCACUCCUCAGAUCGGGCAGCCUGAGGGGUAAGUACGUGAGUGUGGUGGGGAAGGAGGCCGUGGUGGAGGCCUACCUGGGCGUGCCGUUCGCCCAGCCGCCGGUGGGGCCUCUGCGGCUGGCCCCGCCGCUGCCCGCCACGCCCUGGGAGGGAGAGCGAGACGCCACACAGCAGCCAGCGAUGUGUCUACAAGAUUUAGAGAUGAUUGCGGGCUUCACUAAAAAUAUUUCAGUGCAAUUGGACAUUCCUGGAAUAUCAGAAGACUGCCUAUACCUGAAUAUAUACACUCCUGCAAUGUCCAAAGCAUGCCCUAAAUUACCUGUAAUCCCUACAGUAUGGAUCCAUGGAGGAGGAUUUGUUCUGGGUGCAGCGUCAUUAUACGAUGGUUCUGCACUGGCGGCCUACCAGGAUGUGGUGGUGGUUCUGAUUCAGUACAGACUUGGGAUCAUGGGCUUCUUAAGCACAGGGGACGAGCAUUGCCCAGGGAACUACGGCCUGCUGGAUCAGGUGACCGCCCUGCACUGGAUCCAGGAGAACAUCCACAGCUUCGGAGGGGACCCAGGAUUGGUCACAAUCUUUGGAGAGUCAGCCGGGGGAGUGAGCGUGUCCCUGCAGCUUCUCUCUCCUCUGUCUUCCGGGCUGUUCCAUCGCGCCAUCGCAGAGAGCGGAACUGCAAUGAUGGGUGGAGUCCUUAAUUCCAUGCCUCUGACUUUUGCACAGAUGGUGGCUAAUAUGUCCGGCUGUGACAUCACCAGCUCAAAGACGAUUGUGGAGUGCAUGAUGCAGCUAUCUGAAGAGGACAUUAUAAAUAACUUGGAAAAGCUAAGAAUGAUUCCCUUGGGGGUGGUGAUUGAUGGAGUGUUCCUCACAAAGUCGAGGGAAGAAUCCUUCCAGAACCAUGAAGUCAACAAGGUCCCAUUCAUGACGGGCGUCACAGACCUGGAAUGCGGAUGGUUGUUGACCAAUUUCUUCGCUCCUCCCGGCUGGGUGGAUGGUAUGGACCGGGAGCAGGUUGCACCCAUUUUGUCAAUGUUCAACACCAAGGUGAGGAAUAAAGUCCCAACAAAAAUUGCAAUUCGGGAUGGGUGCUUGGAGAUGAUGGGGGACAUUUUAUUUAACAUUCCUGCUAUCCAGGUCGCCAAUUAUCACAGAGAUGCAGGCGCGCCCACGUACCUCUACGAGUUCCAGCAAGCUCCCAGCAUCAUCCAGGACCAGCGCGCCAGCUUCACCAAGUCUGACCACGGGGACGAGAUCCACUUCGUCUUCGGUGCCUGCUUCUGGAACGGGGGGCACAUCAAGUUCACUGUGGACAAAGCUGUUUGCACAGAGGAAGAGCAAAAGCUGGCCCUCACAGUGAUGGAGUACUGGGGCAACUUUGCUCGCACUGGGUCUCCCAAUGGAGAGGGUUUGGUGGAGUGGCCGCAGUACGGAGAGAGGGAGGAGUACCUGGGCCUCGGGCUGGAGCAGAGAGUGGGUCAGCGGCUGAAAGGGAACCACUUUGUCUUCAUGACCCAGACGGUGCCGGAGAUGGUGCAGCAGAGGCACAGCGAGCUCUGAGGGCCACGAGUGUGUGUGUGUGUGUGUGUGUGUGUGUGUGUGUGUGUGUGUGUGUGUGUGUGUGUGUGUGUGUGUGUGUGUGUGUGUGUGUGUGUGUGUGUGUGUGUGUGUGUGUGUGUGUGUGUGUGUGUGUGUGUGUGUGUGAGAUACUGCAUACCAGGUAAAUCAGUAGUCAGUUGCACUACACAGGGUCCAAGGUAUCAAUUGAGCCUGAACCCCCUGUGUUGCUGUCAGAUAUGCAGUAGAUAGAAAAAAUAAAAAUAUUAAAUGAAAAAGACUUUUCACCACUGCGGGGCACUGCAAUAAACAAAAACAACAUUUUGCCUUGUAAGUGUUAAUGUGUUUCCCUUAACAACAGACUUCAACUGCUGUAGCCCAUCCACUUAGAGUUAUGCAUUGUGUGCUCAGAGAUGCUCUUCUGCAUACCACUGUUGUAAUGUGUGCUUAUUUGUAUUACUGUCACAUUCCUGCCAGCUUUGACCAGUCUGGCCAUUCUCCUGUGACCUCUCUCAUUAACAAGGUGUUUCUGUUGGCAGAACUGCUGCUCACUGGAUUCUUUUUGUUUUUUUGCACCAUUCUUUGCAAACUCUAGACUAGAGAUCAGGAGAUCCCAGGAGAUCAGCAGUUUCUGAAAUACUGUGUAUUCUGAGAUACUCAAACCAGUCUGCCAGUGACUUAGGUCACAUUUUUCCCCCAUUCUGAUGGUUGAUGUGAACAUUAACUGAAGCUCCUGGUCUGUAGCAACAUGAUUGUAUGCAUUGCACUACUGCCACACAGUUGCCUAAUUAGAUUAUUACACUUACUUAUUCAUGUG